AUGUCCACUCUUUCGCUUAUUUUCCCACCUCCCCCUUCUCUUGCCUCUCCAUAUUCCUCACGCUUUGAAGCCCUCAAAGCAAUAACACUGUGUAGCAAUAAUGUGGCUCAGCUUGUCGCCCUCCUUGCCUCACCCACGGCCCCCUUUUUUCAGGUGUUCGGCAGCAGGGCGACUGCAGUGACAAAUCUUUGGACCAUUCCUCGCCCAUGCCCCCCCUUCCCAUGCUGCCCCUCCCCGUGCCCUCUCUCCCCAUGCCCCCCCUCGCCCAUGCCUGCUCUCGCCGAUGCACCUUUCUGGCCAUGCCGCCCCUCUCCCAGGUGCCUGGCGGCAGGGCGGCUGCAGCAGGGCAAGCAACUCUGGGAGGAGCUAAAGUCGCAGCAGGCAGGCAUAUGGGGAGCGCACAACACUGCUGCUGAUGCUGCUGCUGAUGGUGCUGCUGAUGGUGCUGCUGACGCUGAUGGUGGCAGUGGUGCUGCUGGGUCCGACAGUGCGGAACUCACCACACCACUCCACCUGCUCUCACCACCACUCCACAUCCUCUCACCCCGCACCUGCUCUCACCAGCCCCCCUCUCCCACCACCCCAUCUGCACCCACCACCCCACCGUUCAUCCCCUCACCACCAUGCAGGUUUCAUCCCAGGGCACCAACGUUGCUGUCUCAUCUGCUUCUUUCCCUAACGCUCCCCCUUCCCUCCAAACUCCCCCCCUUCCCCCUCUCCACGACCCCUCACCAUCACUCAGAGCUGAAUUUUAAGAUGUCUCAUAAUCCCUCUUCCUCCCCUCACCAUUACUCAGAGCUGACCGAAGGGCACCAUCGCUGUUGUCUCUCUGCUUUUUCUUCCUUCCCUCAACACUCUCCCCACCCACCUCUUCUCAUCCUCACACCACCAAUCAGAGCUGACCGCAGGGCACCAUCGCUGUUGUCUCAUCUGCGCCGCCGCUACGAGCCAUCCCUCCAACGCGACCCUGCCUUCCCUCCUGUACGCCCCGUCAAGGGUCCCUGCUCCUCACUGUAUCACGCCUACUCUCCUCACUGUAUCACGCCUACCCUCCUCACUCUGUUAGACGACAUUGCCUUCCGCCUCUUUGGAGUGCCGCGGCCUGCAGCAGCACCCAACUUCCUCACAGACAUGCUCAAGGCAUGGUGUGAGGUGCAGGCAUGGUGUGAGGUGCAGGCAUGGUGUGAGGUGCUGGCAUGGUGUGAGGUGCAGGCAUGGGAGCGUUCCCACGAUGGAUGGAUGUGCAUCACAUCACAUUCCCAUGCUUCACACCUCCCCCACCCACGCUUCAUGCCCCUUCAUGUAGUGCGUCUUGUGCUUGUCUCCAUCUCUAUUUUGCGUCUCCUGCAUCCCAUCUCUCCUCUCUACCCCCUGCCCUCUGCUGCUGCAUGUGCAGCUUGUGAUGGGGGAGGAGGCACCAGCAUAGCUGUUGGUGAAUUCGAUUCUCUUGUACAGAGUGACUAA
Messenger RNA from Closterium sp. Naga37s-1, 1464 nucleotides. Lineage: Eukaryota; Viridiplantae; Streptophyta; Zygnematophyceae; Desmidiales; Closteriaceae. The record is from the annotation of a GenBank genome assembly.